This is a messenger RNA of Haplochromis burtoni (Burton's mouthbrooder), 4042 nucleotides long. Its product is annotated as aspartyl/asparaginyl beta-hydroxylase. Gene Ontology annotation, biological process: peptidyl-aspartic acid hydroxylation. The record is from RefSeq and is a predicted model, not a curated record. Bases 1105 to 3462 code for a protein of 785 amino acids. Gene Ontology annotation, cellular component: membrane; endoplasmic reticulum. The transcript has 27 exons. NCBI's taxonomy places the organism in Eukaryota, Metazoa, Chordata, Actinopteri, Cichliformes, Cichlidae. Gene Ontology annotation, molecular function: peptidyl-aspartic acid 3-dioxygenase activity; protein binding.
UACUAGAGCCUCUUUAUUUUUCAUGUGUCCAAAUGCCCAAACAUCGUGUGUAACCCUCCACGCUGGUGCGAGCUUGUAAACCUGUGAUAUGAGCACUGGGAAUAAUUUUCCGACCACUGUGAGGAAAUCUUGGCUGAAUAUAAAAGCACCUGGAACAGCUGGCUUUUGAUGUACUUGUUCAGCUGCUGUUUAAAAGGUGGCUGGAGACCACAAACAAAAUCGUUGUGAUUUCCAAUCAGCUUCCAGUGUUGUUGCUAAGGAGACGGACCACUCACAGUCAGCUGCUGUCUUCAGAGUGACUUUGGUGGGUCGAGGUAGAGAUAAAAGGGUAAUACAGCUGAGUCGCUCUGCUAUCAGUUCAUUAGAAUCAAGUUGGCAAUUCCAGAAGUUGCUUCACAAAUAGUGAUAUAGUUGCUGAAGGGCAGCAGCGUUACUGUAAAACGACACAGGUUGGUUUUUAUACAGGCAGCCGAGUCAGCGCUGGAAAGAUAAGCUGUGCUCAUCAGUGCACCACUAUCACACUUGUUCGCUUGCAAAACUGCCACACUUAUGAGGGUGUUAUCCACCAUUAACACCCACUUCACUCAGAGCCCCAACAGCUGUGUGAAGCGCUCUCUCAGGGAUGUUUUCAGUGGUUCCCUGCUGUGGUUCAGGACCAGUACAGCACCUUGGUUUUUCUGGCGUGGCCGUACUACCUGCUGAUUAUUUCUGAAACGCCGCAACAGCUGAGAGAGUCCAGAAAUGCCGGUGUCAAGGUUAUGCGGGGGCUAUUCUGUCCUCUCUGGCAUCUCUCAGCCAGCGUCGCAGGGUUUGUCAGCUCUAAUAAUAGUGUGGAUCAGGUUCAGCAGCCCGUCACAAUCCCUGUGCUGCUGGGAGGGAGAGGAGGAGGAGCUCCUUCACUCUUUGUCUUUGCUCGGAGACGCUGAGAGUCGCUGAAGCUUUUUGACGAUCGUUCGUUUAGAGUCUUUGUUCUUUCGGAUUGUUUUUGUCUCCUUCUGUCACUUCGUUGAGAUCCUCCUCGAACUUUUAAAGCUGCUUGUUUUCUUCAAGCACGCCGUCACCUGGUUGAGAAGACUCCGAUAGUUUUGUGUGGUGCUUCCACCCAUGGAGCGAUACCGCCACUACGGCACCUCCUACACCUCCUCUCCUGGUGCAGCUCAUGUAGAGGAGAUCCACGCCGAGGAGGAGGUGGAGGAGGUGAUGUACACUGAAGAGGAGGUGGAGCCGCUGUUAGAGGAUGAAACGCAGCCUCUGCUGCAGGAGACAGGAGGCGUGAAGGGGGAGGAGGAAGUGACACGUGCACAGAAGGAAGUGCAGCCUGUUGUCCAGGAGACAGAGGGGAAGACGGUGCCGGUGGAGAGCAAAAAUGGAAAGAGGACAGAGGGAGGAGGCGGAGGAGAUGCAGGUGGAGGCCCAAAGUACUCCGUGUUCACCUGGUUUGUGGUCCUGGGUCUGCUGGGAGUCUGGAGCUCUGUGGCCGUGGUCUACUUCGACAUCGUGGACUACGACACCGUGAUCGCCAGAGCUAAGGAGUUUCGUAUGAACUUUUCUGAAGUUUUACAAGGUAAACUGACGGCCUACGACACAGACGGAGACGGAGACUUUGACGUGGAGGACGCCAAAGUUCUGCUUGGACUGAAAGAAGCAAAGAGGCUGCAUGUAGGAGACACACCUGAGAAGCAAACAGUGUUAAAAACUGAAGAAACCAUCAAGCCUGAAACAGCCAAUCAGCAAGCUGCAGAGCCGCGAGACGUCGAGCCGACAGAGGCCGCGCCAUCCGUGACUCCGCCCAGACAGAGCGAAUCAGCUUCUGGAUCUCAGGAUGUGGAGUCUGAAAUCCAAGCUGCUGUGCCCCUCCCUCCGCCAGCAGAGGACAGCUUUGUACCAGAUGAUCCUCGGGAAAGCAUCAGUCCUUACGGCGAUGAAGCCAACACGAUUGACACCACUGGAGUUCUGCUGGCCGAGCGUCAGACUGAGGAGAGCUCCGUGGAGUUUGCAGAAUACGUGACGAGCUCCAAGCUGACACAGGAAGCAGAGCCGGUCGUAGAAGCAGAGAAGCAGCCUGAAGCAGCAGACGUGGAUCCACAGAGUGAGACGCCCAAACAGACGGAGGCCGAGGGAACCUCAGAGAAACAGGCCGAGGACAAGCUGACAGAAAAAGCAAAGAAGAAGAAACCAAAAUUACUGAACAAGUUGGAUAAAACCAUCAAAGCAGAGAUCGAUGCUGCAGAGAAGCUUCGCAGGAAGGGGAAGCCGGACGAGGCGCUGAAAGCGUUUGAGAGGCUGGUGCAGCAGUACCCGCAGAGCCCCCGCGCUCGCUACGGGAAAGCCCAGGCAGAGGACGACAUGGCCGAGAAGCUGCGCAGCAACGACAUGCUUCAGAGGGCCAUCAACACCUACAGGGAGGCCUCCGAGCUCCCUGACGUGACCUCUGACCUCCUGAGAGCCACGCUGAAGAGACGAGCUGAGAGGCAGCAGUUCCUGGGUCGGAUGCGAGGAUCUCUGGCGACCUUGGAAAGGCUGGUUCAGCUCUUUCCUGAAGACAUCGGCCUGAAGAACGACCUGGGCGUCGCUCAUCUGUUGCUAGGUGACAACAAUGGGGCCAAGAAGAUCUACGAAGAGGUUCUGGGAGUCGCGCCCAACAACGGCUUCGCUAAAGUUCACUACGGAUUCAUCCUGAAGUCAGAAAAUAAGAUUGCAGAGAGCAUACCGUACCUUAAAGAGGGCUUGGAGUCAGGUGAGCCGGGAACCGACGACGGGCGCUUUUAUUUCCACCUCGGAGACGCUCUGCAGAGGGUCGGGGACGACAGCGCGUACGACUGGUACGAGCUGGGUCACAAACGGGGCCACUUUGCGUCGCUGUGGCAACGAUCGCUCUACAACGUGAACGGCCUGAAGGCGCAGCCCUGGUGGACGGCCAAAGAGACCGGAUACACGGACCUGGUGAAGGUGUUGGAGAGGAACUGGAAGACCAUCAGGGAGGAGGCUCUGGCUGUGUUGGACCAAAGCACCAGACACUUUGUACCCGAGGAGGAAAACCUGAGGGAGAAAGGAGACUGGGGCCAGUACACGCUCUGGCAACAAGGGAGAAAAGUUGGAAACGCCUGUCAGGGUGUCCCGAAAACCUGCGCACUGCUGGAGAGGUUCCCUGAAGCGACGGGCUGCAAGCGAGGACAGAUUAAGUUCUCGGUGAUGCAGCCCGGCACUCAUGUGUGGCCGCACACCGGGCCGACCAACUGCCGGCUGAGGAUGCACCUCGGCCUCGUCAUCCCCAAACGUGGCUGCAAGAUCCGCUGCACCAACGAGACGCGGGAGUGGGAGGAAGGUAAAGUCCUCAUCUUCGACGACUCCUUCGAGCACGAGGUUUGGCAGGAAGCCGACAGUUACCGCCUCAUCUUCAUCGUGGACGUGUGGCACCCGGAGCUAACGCAGCACCAGCGCCAGACUCUGAGCCCGAUUUAGACCGGCCAGAACCGGCAGGCGGUGGCGGGAGGGCGAAUCGCAGGAGAGGAUGGAGGCGGGGUUUCUUCUUCUUCUGUGGUUCAAACAGCUGCAAACACUGACAGUCUGAGUGUGAGCCGGGCUGAGGUGUCUGUUUGCUCGCGUGUGGAUAAACUACUAAAGACGGUCGAAGGACCAAACAUCAGCCUGGAGGAUGGACGCGUCGUUGUUCGGGGUCAUACUACUGACUGCCAUCAAACUGAACUCAUACGGUACUCGAUUAAACCGGAGCGGACCGGAUCGCCGCGGCAUUACAGAUCGUUCUGCUCUGAAGAAAGACACGAAACUAAAAGAGUGUGUGUGUGUGUGUGUGUGCUCAACUUAAAACACUAAAACGUCCGUCGAGUGGAUUCAAAGCAGCUCAGUAACAGCGUGAAACAAGAAGCCUUAACUUUAGCUCGACCACGAUGCAUUUUAUUUUCCAUCCAGGCGGGUUUUUAAUUUCACUCUUUCAUCACUUUUGCACAAUAACACGGCCACGCGGGGUGUCACAGAAGAGGAUUUAUAUUUGUAUUAAAAAUAAAAACAAUAAAAACAUGAA